Molecule: messenger RNA, 822 nt
Organism: Cyclocybe aegerita
Lineage: Eukaryota; Fungi; Basidiomycota; Agaricomycetes; Agaricales; Hemipholiotaceae
Source: the annotation of a GenBank genome assembly
AUGACACUUUCUACGUUCUCUCGUCUCACUCUGGUUGCUUCAUUGGCUGUUUUAGUCUCUUGUCGUCCAUCUAUUCUAGAUGCACAUUCUACUCAGCCGUUGAAGCGACAAGACGUCCCACCGCCGAACCCUAAUGGCCCCAUCGCUGGGUGGAGCUAUGUCGGCUGCUUCACGGAUAUCGCGUCGUCGCGCACUUUAGUUGGGGACGUUAUUCUUGAACAUAACUUAACGCCGGCGACUUGCACCGAAUUUUGCCAAGGAACGGCCGUUGAACCUAAGGGGUUCAAUUUCGCUGGCCUCGAGUUCACGUCUGAAUGCUACUGCGACUUCAAUAUCCAAGGCACCGCAACUCAAGUCGAAGACGCCGAGUGCAAUUUCCCUUGCGCAGGAGACGAAACCCUCGAUUGUGGUGGGUCCGGACGUGUCAGCGUCUUCACGAAUGGCGGCCUGCCUCCUACGAACAGAGCCACGGUCGGAUCCUGGACGUUCGCAGGUUGCCACACUGAUGCCAUCGAUGGGAAUGGACGCACGCUCCUCGAGCGGUUCGACAUCCCCACGGGCGUGACCGUCGAGAGCUGCACUACACAGUGCGCCGCCACGGGGUUCAAUAUCACUGGAUUAGAGUUCGGUCAGGAGUGCUGGUGUGGAUCGUCCUUCCUGUUCCCCAACACGACUGCGCCACUUGGCGACUGCUCUAUGGCGUGCAAGGCAGAUCAUACGGAGUUCUGCGGAGCCUCGAGUCGCCUUUCAGUCUAUGUCGAUUCGCCCGAGAUGAUAAAUACGGAGAGUGUCGAGCCUCCUCCUGCAGUGACGUCGAACUAG